CGGGCGGCGGCGAGGAGCGCGCCGCCGGUUCGGCGGUCCGCGGGCAGCGGGCGCUCCGCCCUCGGUGCGCGGGGCCUCCCCUCUCCGCGCCCGCGGAGCGCCGGCGCCCGCCUAUAUCUACGGGCCGCGGCGGCCCCGCCGCCCGCAAGGAUGUGAGGCGGGCGGGCAGCCCAGCCGCCGCCGCCGUGGCAUGCCCCCCCGCGCCCGGAGCCGUCGGCGCGGCGCCUAGCCGCGGCUCCGCGGGGCGAUGCUGCCCUGGAAGCGGAGCAAGGUGGAGCUGGUGGCGGGCGAGGCGCGGCGGCAGAGCAAGCCCAAGGGAUACGCGGUGAGCGUGCACUACUCGGCCCUCACCUCGCUGGCCCGUGCCUGCCCCGAGAGCGCUCUGCACCGCGUGGGCAGCAUGUUCCGCUCCAAGCGGCGGAAAUUCCGCGUGACCAGCGAGGACCCCACGUACACCGUGCUUUACCUGGGUAACGCCACUACCAUCCAGUCCAAGGGUGAGGGCUGUACCGACCUGGCCGUCUGCAAGAUCUGGAGCAAGAGCGAGGCGGGUCGGCAAGGCACCAAAAUGAAGCUGACCAUCAGUGCGCAGGGCAUCCGCAUGGCCCAUGCCGAGGACAAGGGGCUCCGCCGGCCCGGCCACCUCUACCUGCUGCACCGGGUCACCUACUGCGUGGCCGACCCGCGCCUGCCGCGCGUCUUCGCCUGGAUCUACCGCCACGAGCUAAAGCACAAGGCAGUGAUGCUGCGCUGCCACGCCGUGCUGGUCUCCAAACCCGAGAAGGCGAAGGCCAUGGCGCUGCUGCUCUACCAGACCUCGGCCACAGCACUGGCUGAGUUCCGCCGGCUGAAGAAGCGGGACGACGCGCGGCACCAGCAGCAGCAGCUGGUGGGCGAGCAGAGCAUCCCGCUGGUGCCGCUGCGCAAGCUGCUCAAUGGGCAGUGCUGCUACAAGCCGCCGGUGGAGCGGAGCCGCAGCGCGCCUAAGCUGGGCUCCAUCACCGAGGACCUCCUGGGCGAGGAGCAGGAGGAGCGGGCCAUGCACUGCGACUGCGAGGACAUCCUGGAGGCGCUGGGCGAACCUGAGGGCGAGCUGCUGCGCCCCGGCGCCGGCCGCGGCGACAGUCCGGAGCUGGGCCAGCUCCUCCGCGACCUGGGCGAGCUCAGCCUGGGCAACGACCUUCGCUCGCUGCGCGCCGACCUCCGCGUCCGCCGGCUCCUCUCCGGGGAGAGCACGGGCAGCGAGUCCUCCCUGGAGAGCAACGGCCCGGACGGCGCCGGCCCGGCCUGCAACGGCGCCGAGCAGCCGCCCCCCGGCGACCCCGAGACCGGCUGAGCGCUCGGCCGCGCCGGGGCUGCGCCGGCUUUUCCGGGCGUGCACAGCCCCGUCGGGCUGACCGGGUCUCUUCCGGGAGCGCACGGUCCCUGCGGGACUCCACGGCCCCACCAGGGCUCACCGGGUUCCCUCUGGCCUCGCUGAGGUUGCACGACCCCACUGGGGUGGGUCCCUCUGGGAGCGCCCGGACCCCUCCGGACACCCUCUUCUCCGCGCCUACCCCCGCCCCCCUCCCGCGUCCCGCAGCAUCCCGGGGAGCGGCCGUCCCUCCCGGUGCCGGUGGCCGCUGAAGCCGGGCCCCAGCCCGUCGUGGCUCGAGGAGGGAAGGCGGCCGCGGGCUGUUUACCUCCGGCUCAGCCCUUGAAGAUCUGCCAAAUUCCUGGAAUAGCUUUCCCCGGGGAGGGCGGCGGGAGGGAGGUGUUGCGCCUUGUUUACAGUCAGAAUUCUCGCAUCCAAGAGGGGCCCCCCCGCUGUUUCCUCCAUUAAAGUCACUCCAUCGUGCUGUCGUGUCCGAGAGGUUUGCACUGUUGUGAAAAAUUUUUUAAUUAUUAUUUUUAAGUUAGACCCUUUUUUUGGGCCCCGGUCCUGCCCCUGGUCUCGAUGCUCUAGAUCUUUUGCUGUGCAAAAGAAGACUCUAUUGUGGCUGUUCACCUGUACAUAGGGAAAUGUAUGCAAAUACAUUUUGUUAUUUUUAAGAACACCACCAUUGUGAUCUCCUCUGUUUGCACAUAUGUGAAGAAAAUAAAGAUGACAGUAAUUUAAAAGAAA
Messenger RNA from Calypte anna (Anna's hummingbird), 2104 nucleotides. It is a transcript of the gene FAM43A, whose product is annotated as family with sequence similarity 43 member A. The record is from RefSeq and is a predicted model, not a curated record. The transcript has a single exon. The coding region runs from base 248 to 1336 and encodes 362 amino acids. NCBI's taxonomy places the organism in Eukaryota, Metazoa, Chordata, Aves, Apodiformes, Trochilidae.